Messenger RNA from Homalodisca vitripennis (glassy-winged sharpshooter), 1432 nucleotides. It is a transcript of the gene YL-1, whose product is annotated as vacuolar protein sorting-associated protein 72 homolog. Lineage: Eukaryota; Metazoa; Arthropoda; Insecta; Hemiptera; Cicadellidae. Gene Ontology annotation, cellular component: nucleus. The coding region runs from base 161 to 1324 and encodes 387 amino acids. The record is from RefSeq and is a predicted model, not a curated record. Gene Ontology annotation, molecular function: ATP-dependent H2AZ histone chaperone activity. The transcript has 9 exons. Gene Ontology annotation, biological process: chromatin remodeling; regulation of DNA-templated transcription.
ACAUUUAAACUAUAGGUUAUGUUAUGUUUAUUUAUUAUGUCUUAAGGUUUACAUGAAUAUUUUACUUUCUUAACAAUGUCAAUGAUCAUUGUUGUCUGACCACUCUUAUUUUAUUGUGGUACAAUAAUUAACCAUUGUAUUUGGAAUCGUACUCAGUAGAAUGGCAGCAAAUAGAGAAAAAAGAAGCAAUGCUGGUAACAAAUUGGCAAAACUGUUGAAUGAAGAGGAGGAAGAUGACUUUUACAAGACAACUUAUGGAGGGUUUGAGGAAGUUGAAAAUGAUGACGAUUACCAAUCUGAAGAGGAAGCCGAGGAUGAGGUAGAUUCUGACUUCAGUAUUGAGGAGAAUGAUGAGGUAAAGUCUGACGAUGAUGAAGAGGCCACCAAGAAGAGGCAGAAGAAAGGACUUUAUACAAAGGCAUACAAGGAGCCGAAGAUAGUUGUUAAAAAGUUGGAUUCUGUUUCAAAACCAGAUAAGGAGCCUCCUCGUAAGAAGCGGAAAGUAGCUCAAGAUGGAGAUGCUUUUUUGAACGAUUUAACAGAGAGAAAGUCAACUCGGCACUCAACAGCUGUGAAGUCUGCGGAGACAGCUCAGCGAGUGCGAGAGCGUGCGCUGGAAAGACGCAAGAAUCGCAGGAGCGCUGGUGAGCCCGCGUACAAGCCCACGCAAGAGGAGCUCCUAGAGGAGGCCAAACUCACUGAGCAGGAGAACCUCAGGUCUCUAGAAAAAUAUCAGAAAUUGGAGUUGGAGAGGAAGAAGUGUCGAACUGUGAAGAAAGUCUACACUGGGCCUACAAUAAGAUAUCACUCCAUUUCAAUGCCUCUUCUAGGAGACGAUGGGCAGACAGUAGAGGGUCGGUACGAGAGGACGUUUAUCACGUUUAGUGAUGCUGACACCAUGGUCUCGGCAUUUCCAUCCAACGACCCUCCCAAACCUCCCAGCAAGAAUUUCUGCCCCAUCACCAGAGUACCUGCCAAAUACCUGGAUCCAGUUACACACCUGCCCUACUGUAAUAUCGCCACGUUCCGUGUGCUGCGCGAGGCGUACUACCAGCAACUGGAGGCCCGUGGCGACCGCGGCUCGGCGGAGAUUGCUGCGUGGCUUGCGCACCGCCAAACAUCCAAGACUGCACAGACGAUCAAGAUGGACCCUUCAAUGUUACAAAUAACUAAGUUUAAGGAAGAGCCAGAUAAGAAUGUACCAUGUGAGAGCUCUGCCUGUUUGCCAGUGUUGACUUCUCUGCCUACAAUCCCCUUGGCAAGAAUACCACUGCCGGAGGAUAUCGUGUCCAUCACAAGUCCUACUAAACCUAUGAAAAUGUGAACUGAAUUAAAAUGAUAAGUUAUUAAUAUACCUAAGUUUUUAUCUGCAUUUGUAAAAAGUUUUGUAUUCAAUGUAUUUCCAGAUUAAAAUUGUAUGUCAAGUUUUUUA